CAGGGCUGCUGUCAGUCAGAAAUGGUUGCUCGAGCAUUGACCAUUUUCCAUCACAAUGAACAAGGAGCUUCAUGCCGCCCCCAUCCCUUUCCUCCACCCAAUGACCAAGCAGAGGACCUCCGCUGCAUCACCACGACUUUCCAGUAUCUACAGACUUCAGGCUGGUACUGGCACUCUAUCUCAGCGAGUGAGGCCCGGGAAGCACUCUUCCAACAGUCUGAAGGCACGUUUCUGGUACGGGAUAGCAGUCACCCUCAGUACAUGCUGGCCCUGUCAGUGAAGACCCGUUGCGGACCCACCAGUAUACGCAUAAACUACAGCAGGGGCUCCUUCUGGCUGGACUCCAUUUCCCCCAACCUGCCUCGUCUGCAGUCCUUCCCGGAUGUGGUCAGCCUCAUACAGCACUACAAGGCCUCAGGCCACUCGCCGCGGGACCCGGCGUCUGAUGGCAUCCACCCCCAGACAAAGCCUGAAGCGGCCAAGGACAGCGUGGUGCCUCUAAAGCUGUCGCAUCCCCUGCAAAAACCAGAGGCCUUCCCUUCUCUGCAGCACGUGACGCGCCUCACCAUCAACAGACACGCACACUGCCCAGACCAGCUGCCCCUCCCAAAGACUCUGCUGCGCUACCUGCAGGAGUACCCUUUCACCAUAUGAAGGCGUCUGUCCCUCAGGCGCAGGACACAGAGACAGGGACGUGGGUCAGUGACCACACGCCGUGAAUCUGGGACAGUUUGACACCCACAAGCAACAGUGGGAGCAUGUUAAAAUGAAUGAGCUCAGUCUCACUACAUUGAUACUGUCAAAAACAUGAUUAUGAGUAUUAGUUACAUGGGUGUUUCUAUGUUUUAGACCAGCGGUCCCAAUUGUUUACAGCACAGCACUAAUAAAAUAGUGAAGACAUAGCUGGUUGCUUUGUUGUAACUGAGAUCUCAUUCAAAAUAAGUUAGAUUUUUGUCUGUUUUCUUUGCAUUGGAACUCAGUAUGUGAGACUGGAGGUUUGCAAAGUAAUGUAUAUUUACUCUUCAUGAAAUCAAUGGAACUGAUGAACUGCAGCAAAGUCAACAGUGAUACACUGGGUACAAUGAAUGAAUGAAUGUCUGCACACUGUUAUUAUUAUUAGACAAUGAUUAGUUCUGCAAGAACCUCCUCCUGCCAACAGUGAUCUCAUGUAACAUUCUUUGGGCAAUAUUACGGUCAUCACAAAAUCUCUUAAACGUCAAUGUUACCUUUUUUUGUGAACAGACAUGCCAUGAUACAUCAUAUGUUGUUUUUUGUACACAAAUUAUUUGUUUCCAA
Messenger RNA from Gasterosteus aculeatus aculeatus (three-spined stickleback), 1296 nucleotides. RefSeq names its product suppressor of cytokine signaling 8 (gene socs8). Gene Ontology annotation, cellular component: phosphatidylinositol 3-kinase complex. NCBI's taxonomy places the organism in Eukaryota, Metazoa, Chordata, Actinopteri, Perciformes, Gasterosteidae. The record is from RefSeq and is marked provisional. Gene Ontology annotation, molecular function: 1-phosphatidylinositol-3-kinase regulator activity. Gene Ontology annotation, biological process: intracellular signal transduction; phosphatidylinositol phosphate biosynthetic process.